This is a messenger RNA of Diversispora eburnea, 1332 nucleotides long. The record is from the annotation of a GenBank genome assembly. NCBI's taxonomy places the organism in Eukaryota, Fungi, Glomeromycota, Glomeromycetes, Diversisporales, Diversisporaceae.
AUGGCGACAAAUAAAAGCCCCAGAACUUCUCCUAAAUCAAAAGGAGUUAUUAAUAACAAGAGGAUGACAGAAUUUUGGUCAAAAGUGGCAACAACAAGAGAAGAAUCAUCACCACAAUCACAUCCAAAUAAACAAAUCAAGACUAAACAUGUUGUUAAUAAUAAUAUUCCAUUAGCUGCUAACACAUUUGUUGGUCAACAAGGAAUAGCGGGAGAAAAUGGAUUAUUAAGAUUUCUUAUUAUGUGUGAUAAAAUACCAUCAAUGAUAUUAUGGGGACCUUCAGGAACUGGAAAAACUACUUUAGCCAAAAUAAUAGCGAAUUCAACUAAAUCAAUUUUCAAAGAAUUUUCUGGAAUUACUCAUGUAUCUGAAGAUCUCAAAAAAGCAUUUAAUGAUGCCAAAAAUGCAAAAAGAUUAAUUCCGGGAACAAAAACAAUUAUCUUUAUAGAUGAAAUUCAUCGUUUCAACAAAGGACAACAAGACUUGCUUUCGUCACAUAUGGAAUCAGGAGAUAUCACACUAAUAGAGAAUCCAUCAUUCAAACUAAUUUCAACAUUAUUGAGUAGAUGUAUGAUUUGUAAAUUGAAUAAAUUAUCACCUGAUGAAGUAUAUGAUAUCUUAAAAAGAGCAAUUCAAAAAAUUCAAUUUGAUCAAGAAAAAGUUAAGGAAGUAAGAGUAAGCAAAGAAUAUGGAAAAUUCAACAACCAAAUUAGUAAAGAAGAUAUUAUGAAAAUAUUUCAAAAAUCUCAUUUACCAUAUGAUAAAAAUGGAGAUGAACAUUAUAAUAUUGUUAGUGCUUUUAUUAAAAGUCUUAGAGGAAGUGAUGCAAAUGCCAGCUUAUAUUGGCUUGGAAGAAUGCUUAAUUCAGGAGAAGAUCCUUUAUUCAUAGCAAGAAGAUUAACUAUAUUUGCAUCAGAAGAUAUUGGAGUUGCUGAUAAUAAUGCACUUGUAUUGGCCACAUCAACAUAUCAAGCAUGUCAAUUUAUCGGUAUUCCAGAAUGUGAAAUUAAUUUGGCACAUUGUGUUACGUAUUUAGCUGAAGCACCAAAGAAAUAUUUACCUUCGGAAUUAAAACGAAAAGUAUUUUUGGAUGUUUAUAAACCAACGAAACGAGAUGAUAAUCUUGAUAAUUAUCGUCAUUUUUAUUAUUAUUUUGAUGAUAGUCGAUUUGAUAAUAAUGAUAAUAUUGAUAAUGAUGAUGAUAAUGUUAAGAGUGAUAAUGUUAAGAGUGAUAAUGUUAAGAGUGAUUAUGUUAAGAGUGAUUACGUGAAGAGUAAUUGUGUUAAGAGUGAUAAUGUGGAUGCAAUGAAAGCAAUGAAAAUGGAACAAUAA